AUGGAGAAAACAAGGCAAGAUUUACAGCCACUGAGGCAACAACACUUUUCCCGGCUGAUGAAAGAGUUCCAAGGGACUGAUUUGUGGAAGCUGCCGCGAGCUUAUUCCCUAGGCUCAAUGUUAGCUGCAACUGUUGAUUGGGACGAAGCAUUCUAG
This is a messenger RNA of Eruca vesicaria subsp. sativa (arugula), 156 nucleotides long. The record is from the annotation of a GenBank genome assembly. NCBI's taxonomy places the organism in Eukaryota, Viridiplantae, Streptophyta, Magnoliopsida, Brassicales, Brassicaceae.